Rhineura floridana is the source of this 1632-nucleotide messenger RNA. RefSeq names its product fibroblast growth factor binding protein 3 (gene FGFBP3). Gene Ontology annotation, molecular function: growth factor binding. Lineage: Eukaryota; Metazoa; Chordata; Lepidosauria; Squamata; Rhineuridae. The record is from RefSeq and is a predicted model, not a curated record. Bases 275 to 1057 code for a protein of 260 amino acids. Gene Ontology annotation, biological process: cell-cell signaling. The transcript is spliced from 4 exons.
GAUUGGCUUCCCGGCCAGAUCCAAUUCCCCUCUCUGGGCAAGAAGCAGUUCUUAUACAGAUUGCCUGGGGUACUGCAUGCACACGCACACACCCACACCCACACCUUCUCCAACAACUUCUAGACUGAUCCUACAUGCAGGCUUUCAUUUCUCCUGUGGAGCUCCCUGCCUCUCUUGAUUAGCGGACCUUGGAAAUGUAGAGGGGCCUUUCGCCUGAGCUUCUGUCACAGAUGCUCUGAAUGAUAAAUGUCAGCAGCUCCACUGACUUCAGGAAAUGAGGCUCCCCCAAACACUUCUGCUUACUCUUCUGUUCCUGAGCUGCUUGGAAGGAACUCCUGGCAGGAAGAUCAAAGAGGGCAGUGAAAAAGCAAUGCCCUCCUCCCCCUGGGCACAGUCCGGACAGUUCUCUACCCGUGACAAACAUUUGUGUAGUUGGCAGCUGAUCUCCAGUGAAGAAGCCACCGAACUCCAGCUCAGCUGCCACCAGCCAGGAGAGGAGAGCAGCAAGAGGCAGCAAUGCAUCUAUCGGGGCCACCCAGAGCUGUGCACUGCCUACAGCUCCAAAGGCCGUCAAUUCUGGAAGCAGAUCCUGGGCAAGCUCCGCAAGAAGCCCCACCCAUGCCAGGACAGCAGUCCCCUCAAAUCCAGGCUUUGUACCAGCAAGAAGGGAACAUCAGAAGCACAGCUACACCUGGUACCCACCACUCCCAGCACUGAUGCCCUGGUGGCUACUGAGGGGACUGCUAAAGGCAGAUCCAAGGGGAAGGGCCGUGCCAAGGAACCACCAGCUCCACAGAAGCCACCUCAGGCACCCAAGGAUAGGGUGAUAAGCAGCCCACCAAAGGCGGAUGCCCCAGACAAGCGGCACAAAGGAGGGAAAAGGAAAGGAGGCCUCAGCUCCUCAGUGGCCCCAGCCCAGCCACCCAGUAGGUGGCCUACAGCAGUCACAGGAGGCACUGAGCAGCCCACAGAGCUCAAUGCAGACGUGGUAGAAGCCUACUGUGAAGAGAAGUGGCAUUCACUGUGUAACUUCUUUGUGAAUUUCUGGAAUGGCUGAACUUGGAGCAUUAGGAGAAGAAUGGGGUGCUGGUGGGGGAGGGGGUAAAGCAGGCAUGUACAGCAGAGAGUCUAGACAGGGAUAGGGUUGGAAGGAAUGAAGGCAAAUAUUGUGGGUUGGGAAUGGAUGAAGGUAGGAAUGAAGAGGGGCAAGUGGAAGGGAAAUGUUUGAGUGUAUGGACAAAGAUUUGGGACAGGAUGGGGUGGGGGACAGGAUGCAGCAGUGGGGCUUUAUGGGAUGUAUAACUUACUCAUUCCUACUAAACCUGCAGCAGCUGCUAAUCAAGAGACUGAGGGUAUACACUAGAAAACAUAGGUUAACAUGAAAGACAUAGCCUUCCUUUCAUGGUAGAUGAGCUCCAGCUGUUAAGUAAACCAUUCUGUUACAUCAGGUGGUUUCUUCCCUACCUGCAGUCGAGUAACUAAUUCUCAGUUAAUAAAAGAUAGCAGAAUUGUCCUGUCUAAAUUCACUCAUUUUCUUCUAUAUUCUCAGGUUAUUCUAUAUUUAGGAGAUCUCUAACAUUUGUACAAGUGUGUGGUGGGAUAGAUGCUACUGGGCAUAAUUAUUAGGUUAAU